Molecule: messenger RNA, 174 nt
Organism: Sphenostylis stenocarpa
Lineage: Eukaryota; Viridiplantae; Streptophyta; Magnoliopsida; Fabales; Fabaceae
Source: the annotation of a GenBank genome assembly
AUGGGUCCACCUAAGACCUUGAUGGUUUACUCAAACAGCAACCUUGUUGAGAAAGAGUUAUUGCCACUUCCAACUCCUUCAACUCCCUCUUCUUUCCACAACUCGCAAACAAGCUUGGAGACUAUAAACUGUGUUUUGUUCUAUCACUCCUUCUCGUCCAAAGUUAGAGAAUAA